Molecule: messenger RNA, 1062 nt
Organism: Postia placenta MAD-698-R-SB12
Lineage: Eukaryota; Fungi; Basidiomycota; Agaricomycetes; Polyporales; Adustoporiaceae
Exons: 3
Coding region: 1-1062 (353 amino acids)
Biological process (GO): mitochondrial proton-transporting ATP synthase complex assembly
Cellular component (GO): mitochondrion
Source: RefSeq, a predicted model, not a curated record
AUGUUUAAAACUGGACGCGCUCUGCGCGUUCACUCUGGGCGGCGUGUACUGCGAUCUUCCUUCUGCAGCUGCGCUGUUCUUCGUAAUGAUUUGAGUCAAUCUCGGACUAUUAACUACGAGGCGAAGUAUGCGGACAAACUUCAGAAACGCGCACAAGAGCAAGGUAAAAGUGUUACCGACUUGCUUAACGAACUUAAGGAGCAGGAGAAGGAGAAACGAAGGCAAAGGCUAGCAGCGGAAGCCCGGAGGGCCUCGUCUACCGCUGAAUCAGCUCCACAAAGCACAUCUACACCGUUAAAAUCAGCCUCUUUAACACCUUCUAGUUCUCAAUCUACUGGACGGCGGGAUAGCUCUCCUGUCAAGCCACUCAAUAGUAUAUUCAAUCUUGACAGAUUGUUGAGUAGUCCUCAUACUCCCGAGCAAUUAUCUAUGUUAUGGCGAGCGUACCAUUCCUCACGUUCUGGUGGUACUGGGCGCGGCUUCCUUUCCGCCAGUGUCCCGGUCGACACGUACAGCAAAAUGAUGGAUGUGGCGCUCAAGUACCCGACCUUUGUCGUCCCCGUUCCUCGUCUUAAAACCGAAGCCGCGCAGGGUGAUGAUAUCCCAGCGUACGAGUUCUACUUCAUGCAAUGGGAUUUCCAUGGACCGCCCCGAGGACCGUUAACGACCAGGGAUAUCUUCGAACCGCAUCAGCCUUCUCCCAACCCUCAGACAUCCACAAUCCUGUUUACGCCACUGCAAGAGUACAAGAUGCGCAACUCUUUCGCUACUCCAUACCUGGUCAUGACUCAUUACACUGACCUUGCCAAGUCGCAUGGGAUGGUAUUGCUGCGAGGCGAGAUCACCCCUUCAACUAGCUCGCCAGGGGCAGGAGCAGCGAAGGGUGACGGGCGAUAUAUGUUAAGCCAGCAGGAUGCGCAAUUGCUGGCAAUCGCAGUGCAGAGAUUCUAUCUGUGGAGUGAUGGGGAGAACGAGCGGACUGCCUUACUGAAGGCAUUCCACGAAAAGCCAGACGAGUUCAGCUGGGAGGAGCUGCUGAAGCAUAUAGAUUAUUCAAUAUAG